AAAGGCAAUGUUAAGUGUCACAAAUCAUGGCAUUUUGCAUGACAGUGCAUUUACAUUGCGUCUCUCCUUUAUAAUUUCAAACACUGAAAACAAGUGAAAGACAUAUCUCUUCUUCUUCUUGUAGUUGUUAUGAAUUAUGGCUUAUCUUCCUAAUGGUGCAUUUUUUGUCAUCGCGUCAGUUUUUCUCAAUCUCAUUGCCACUGCUUUUACAUGCUCCAGUGGCCAGUGCAAGCUCCAAGAAGAAUGCUCCUCUGAUGCAGAUUGUGAGGCUGGAUUGUUCUGUUUGUCUUGUUCUUUACAAUUUGAUGGCUCAAGAUGUGUAAGAUCGGCCAUUACAGACCAGUUCAGGCUUCUGAACAAUUCUCUACCUCUCAACAAAUAUGCAUUUUUGACAACUCACAACUCAUUUGCCAUCGAAGGAGAGCGCCGCCGUACUCCAAUUCCUAGACUUACCUUUACAAAUCAAGAAGACAGUGUCACAGAACAAUUGAAUCAUGGAGUUCGAGCCUUAAUGCUUGACACAUAUGAUUUUGAUGGAGAUGUAUGGUUGUGCCAUUCAUUUAAGGGAAAAUGUCAGGACUUUACAGCAUUUGAACCUGCUUUAGACACUCUGAAGGAAGUAGAAGCAUUUCUUUCAGCAAAUCCGUCAGAAAUUGUGACAUUGAUCUUAGAAGACUAUGUUGAAGCACCAAAUGAAUUAACAACAGUUUUCACUAAUUCAGGCUUAAUGAAGUAUUGGUUUCCAGUGUCAAAAAUGCCUCAGAAUGGCCAAGAUUGGCCACCAGUAAAGGACAUGAUCGCCAAUAAUCAAAGGCUCAUCGUGUUCACUUCCAAAAGAUCCAAGCAAGAAACUGAAGGAAUAGCUUAUCAAUGGAACUUCAUGGUAGAAAAUCAAUAUGGGAAUGAUGGGCUGAAGAAUGAUUGUACUAACAGAGGCGAAUCAGCACCACUUAAUGACAAAACUAAAUCUUUAGUUUUAGUAAAUCAUUUUGGAUCAGUUCCACUCAAGGAGAUUGCUUGCUAUGAGAAUUCUGGAAGCCUUAUUAAUAGCCUUCGCACAUGUUAUGGUGCAGCUGGUAACAGAUGGGCUAAUUUUGUUGCUGUUGAUUAUUACAAGAGGAGUGAUGGAGGUGGAGCAUUUCAAGCUGUAGACACACUGAAUGGGGAGCUCUCCUGUGGCUGCACUGAUGUACAUGCAUGCAUGGUAAGAUGCCUUUCUUCCAAGUUCAAUACUUCCCGCCAUUUUAAUCUAUACACAUCCACAUUCAAACCCUUCUUCUUUUUCUUUUUUUCUUUUUCUUGCAGGUCGGAUCAUCGUUAA
Messenger RNA from Ricinus communis (castor bean), 1321 nucleotides. RefSeq names its product PI-PLC X domain-containing protein At5g67130. The transcript is spliced from 7 exons. Gene Ontology annotation, molecular function: phosphoric diester hydrolase activity. Gene Ontology annotation, biological process: lipid metabolic process. The coding region runs from base 137 to 1321 and encodes 394 amino acids. The record is from RefSeq and is a predicted model, not a curated record. NCBI's taxonomy places the organism in Eukaryota, Viridiplantae, Streptophyta, Magnoliopsida, Malpighiales, Euphorbiaceae.